AUGAGGAAUAAAGAAGUUUUCUCUUAUCAACAAGAACGUGAUUAUAUUGAUGAUUGUUUACGUCAUGUUGGAAGUAAACAGCAUUUAUUUUAUGAAACACAUGUUUGUACAAUAUUUCGUGUAAUUGCUGGUCCAUCAGAACAUUUUUCUGAAACAAGAGCAUUAUAUCUAUUGCAAAAAUAUCGUCGUAAACGACAAUCUCAUUGUACUGGAAGUUUAUUAGAAGAUCGUAUUAGUUUUGAACGAAAUAAAGCAUCUGGUAAGAUACCAUUUCGUCCAUGGGUAACAUAUAAAGAAAUUAAAGAUAUAUACAUAAAUAGAGCUACUCCACAUUUUUUUGUACUAUGUAUUGAUUCUAUGUAUAGUUCUAUGAGAUAUUAUGAAAUAUAUAAAUGUAAGAUUCCUGAAACAGCACAAACAGUUUGUGAGUAUCUCAGACGAGCAAUGAAUGAUACGGAUAAAGUAUUACGUGAUUUAACAUCUAUUCGACAGGUUUAUGUUGACGAUGUGGGUCGUGUACGUUCAGUAAGUAAUUUUGAAAUUGAAAACAAUCGUGAAACAAUUUCAAUACCUGAGAAGAAUCAAAAUUAUUAUGCACAACAUACUAUCAGUCCUGUUUAUUUACCAUCACCAGUUAUGGUUUCACCAGUUAAACAAAGUUAUAGUCCACCACUUAAUGCCAGUGCUAAACGUCGAACUAUUGAUAGUUUAAUUGAUGUAACCUAUCUCACUUACGAUCCACACAGAGGUAUAAUAACGAACAGACAUGGUCCAGUCUAUUUAUAUUUGUAUAGACCAAAAAGUCAAGGAACUUUGGGAAAUAAUUCCAUUUACUCAGAUAGACGAAGUAGCUAUAGUUAUGGAAAUGAAGAUCAUCAUAGAAGCUCACCAUACAGGUAUUAA
This is a messenger RNA of Schistosoma spindalis, 903 nucleotides long. The record is from the annotation of a GenBank genome assembly. NCBI's taxonomy places the organism in Eukaryota, Metazoa, Platyhelminthes, Trematoda, Strigeidida, Schistosomatidae.